UUUUUUUAGUUCUGUAAAUAUUGUAUUUUAUUGGACGGCAGGGUGCCUAUUUAAAAAAAAAAGAAAAAAAAAGUCGGCACCGUGUGAAACCCAGACAUGGCAGAGGGACCGCCCGUCGACACUGACCCGGACUUCGAGCCUCUCUCCCGGCCGCGCUCCUGCACCUGGCCGCUGCCCCGGCCGGAGCUCACCGACCCGGCCGGUUCCGACACAUCCUCCCCGGCACCGUCCGUGCAGCAGGAGCCGGCGGGAGGAAACGCCGAGUUCAGCAGCAGCAGCAGCCUCGGCUUGUUGGAGGAGGACUACGGAGAGUUCACCGAGCAGAAWCCGCCUUUCUUCUCGUGUCAGGAGAGAAGCUGCGCGCACCUGCAUCCCCAUCAUCCCCACCAUCCUCCUCCUCACCACCCCCAGCUGCAGCAACAGGUGUCUCCUUCAGGGGUCCCCGCACUGGGUGGGUCCGGGCAGAGGAAGAUCAGCUCGUCCCGUCGGAACGCMUGGGGCAACAUGUCGUACGCGGACCUGAUCACCAAGGCGAUAGACAGCUCACCUGAGAAGAGGCUGACCCUGUCCCAGAUCUACGACUGGAUGGUGAAGAGCGUGCCUUACUUCAAUGAUAAAGGAGACAGCAACAGCUCUGCAGGCUGGAAGAACUCCAUCAGACACAACCUGUCGCUGCACAGCCGCUUCAUGCGAAUCCAGAAUGAGGGGACGGGCAAAAGCUCCUGGUGGAUGCUGAACCCAGACGGAGCAAAGAGCGGGAAGUCUCCUCGCCGCAGAGCAGCCUCCAUGGACAACAACAACAAGUUUGUGAAGAGCAGAGGGAGGGCCUCCAAGAAAAAGAUGUCUUUACAAGAAGAAGCUGAAGGUGGAGAGGCGAGUCCCAGGUCCCAGUACUGGCUGGGGAGUCCAAACUCCCACAGCAACGAGGACUUUGAAGCCUGGAGUUCCUUCAGAACCCGCACCAGCUCCGACGCCAGCACCCUGAGUGGACGGCACUCUCCGUUCCCCUCAGAGCAGGAAGAUCUUGUGGAGUCUGAUGGACUCAUGUUGUACCCUGGACCCUCGGGGACCAAGAAAACCUCCGCCCUGCCCAGACUCUCAGAGGUGACUGGAUCCAUGGGUCCAUGUGUGUCAGAACACGUGAUGGAGAGUCUGCUGGAUAACCUGGACCUGCUGCCUCCUAAAGCCCCCCAGCUGGGCUCGGACCCCUCACAGUCCUCUAAUGCUGCCGUGCUUCAGAGCAGCUCCUAUGGCUCUACAGGUUUGACCCAGGACUACCAAAAGUGUUCGUUUGGCCAGGUGAGGCUGGCCCUACCAGAGACCAAAACUGGGUUCAGAGUUUAUGAGAACCAGUACAUCUCUCCUGCAGGGCUCCUUCAAGAACUGCUGACCACCGACGCAGACCCCGGCAGAAACUUAAUGUCGUCUAGUGACACACGGGGGACAGAUGUUGGGAGGACAAACUGCCUAAUGUCCACCUACAGCAGUCAGAGCCACGUGGGGGGUCAUAAAAUGAUCAGCCCCCCUCAAAGCCAUCCAGGUCUUCAUGUAAAUCCACAAUCUAUGCACAGCCAGGGCCCUGCUCCCUCUCAAGACCUAAAUAUCUGUAACAUGAUACCUCUAACUAGUCUAACUAGUCUUUCAGGGGCCCCUCAACGAGUGACCAGACCGCAGCCGGCCCGCGGACACCCAGCACACGCUAACGGUUUCCCAGCUAGCUUCAGCUACAGGGAACUGAACUCACUCUACACUCAUCAUCAUCAUCAUCAUCAUCAUCAUCAGGAGCGGCUACCCAGUGACCUGGACAACAUGUCCAUCGAGAGGUUGGACUGUGACAUGGACUCUGUCCUCCAUGACACCCUCAUGGACGGCGGAGGGCUGGACUUUAACUUUGAGCCCACAGCCGGAUCUCACGGGUUUCCUCAGAGGGUGAAGACGACCACACACAACUGGGUGUCGGGUUAAAACAACUGAAACCUCAACACAGGGUGUAAACAUUGGAUUAUUUGGUAUUAGAAAUAUAAUUUACAUCCUGUUAUGGAAACCACAAGCAGCUUGAGAAAAUUAGAAACCUGCAGUUUGCAUUUGCUUUGUCUGAAUUAUGACAAAGAGCUCAACAAAACGUAGGCUAGAAAUAAAACUUAUAGUACUGAGCUGUGAUUGGUGCAACAGAGUUCUGCUGGAUGCUGAUUGGCUGUGAAAAUAUGACAUCAUCACUAAAAAGCAGCCUCUGGCUCAGAUUUAAGCUUCACACAGUGAGCUGCAGCUCUGGCAGACGUGCUUGUAGUUAGAACUCAUAAUUUUGCAGAAAUCGUAAACACUGUACAGGAAGGAACUUUUUUUUCUUAUGCUUUUUCUUGAGUUUUCAAGUGAAAUUAUUAAAAACAAUAUGAUUUACAAAUGUUUUAACAAACCUUACUGUAAAUCUGUGUCCAUAUACAGUCCAGKGAAGUGCAUGAUGCCCACGUCCAGCUGGAGUGCAUCUUUAUCACCUUCUGUAGUGUGUAGCUGCUAACUGUUUUGCUCUCACGUUUUUUUAUUUAAUUUUUUUUUUUUUUUUGGUUAUCACAGCCACCCAAAUACACUGUAGGUCUUUUCUGGUCCAGUCUUUUUUCAUGAUUCACAGGAACUCUAAGAACGUAACCCCUGUGAAAACUGGGGCUUUACUGAAUUUCUUGACGAAAAGCUCAUCGYCUUUCCUGCCCGUGUUUUUAGCUGAUAUACUAUUUUGACAAGUCAUGUGGAGUUUUUAGCCAUUUUUGUCAAACAUUUUAAUGUUUUUUUGUGCAACUUUGCCAAAUGUAUCGGUGCUCAGAGGCUGGGUUAUGGCUGACUCUCAGCUACUACCACAUCAAGCUGAAUAUAUGUAAAUAUUUCACAUAAGGCCAACGAGUUCUCACUGAAAGUGCCCUUUAAAUCUGCUCAGAUUGUUCAUUUUAACAAACAAAAACAUAGAAAUAAGCUCCUGUUACAUUUAGUUUUAGUUCUGAAUGAGAUGUGUUUAAUGAACAGAAGAUGAAGUAUUUUUUGUAAAUAAUAAUAAGAAACAUUUCUCUAAAAGAAUCCUAGAUUGAUUAGAUUUAAUCCUGUUUAUUUACAGUAUGAAGGUUUAAUUUUCCCUUUUUAAUUUCCUGUGCAGUAUGAGUUGUAUUGAAGUUACUGUUAUUUUUCCUUUUUUGUUGUUGCGUAUUGCAAAUGUCAAGGAAAGUUUUCUAAAUGUGUUUUUUCAGCUGAUUGUGAAUGUUCCUGUGUGUGUG
This is a messenger RNA of Austrofundulus limnaeus, 3257 nucleotides long. RefSeq names its product forkhead box protein O1-B. Gene Ontology annotation, molecular function: RNA polymerase II cis-regulatory region sequence-specific DNA binding; DNA-binding transcription factor activity, RNA polymerase II-specific. Gene Ontology annotation, cellular component: nucleus. The transcript is spliced from 3 exons. Gene Ontology annotation, biological process: regulation of transcription by RNA polymerase II. The record is from RefSeq and is a predicted model, not a curated record. Lineage: Eukaryota; Metazoa; Chordata; Actinopteri; Cyprinodontiformes; Rivulidae. The coding region runs from base 97 to 1965 and encodes 622 amino acids.